Molecule: messenger RNA, 1309 nt
Organism: Thermothielavioides terrestris NRRL 8126
Lineage: Eukaryota; Fungi; Ascomycota; Sordariomycetes; Sordariales; Chaetomiaceae
Exons: 4
Coding region: 97-1230 (377 amino acids)
Molecular function (GO): zinc ion binding; oxidoreductase activity
Source: RefSeq, a predicted model, not a curated record
UCUGUACAAAACCCCGCGCGCGAUCCCAGCCGCCGCUUCCUGCCCACCGGUCUCCUACGAAGCCAAGAAUCCCAAACGCGUUUCAGCUGAACCAAGAUGCAGCUGCCACUCCAGACCGAAGCUCUCGUGUUGUCUGAGGCCGGCGGGCCCUUUGUGCUGACGCCGAUCGUCAUCCAGGACCUGCGGCCGGACGAGGUGCUGGUCGAGAUAAAAUACUCGGGCGUGUGCCACACCGACUUCUGGGUCCAGCAGGGCAAUCUCGCCGAUGUCAUGGGGUUUCCGGCCAUUGCCGGGCACGAGGGCGCGGGGAUUGUCCGGGCCAUCGGCUCCGACGUCAAGAACAAGUCCCUCCAGGUGGGCGACGCCGUGCUGCUCUCGUUCACCGCCUGCGGGGACUGCGAUGAUUGCAAACACAAUUACAGCCGCUGCCGCAUGUUCGGCCCACUCAACCUGACCGGCACCCGGCGUCAGGAUGGCACCAGCCCAACCAAGCUGCUCGAUGGCAGGCCAGUGCGCAGCCAGUUCUUCGGGCAGUCCUCGUUUUCCCGCUUCACGGCAGCACACGAGCUCUGCGUCGUCAAGUGCCCCUCUCCCGAAGACCUGGCCAUCUACUCCCCGAUGGGCUGCGGCUACCAAACCGGCGCCGGAACCAUCCUCAACGUGCUCAAGCCGAGGCCCGACCAGACGGUGGCCGUGUUCGGCGCCGGCAGCGUCGGGUUUGCCGCCAUCAUGACCGCCGCCAGCAUCCCGGCGAAGCAGGUCAUCGCCAUCGACAUUGUGGAGCAGAAGCUGGCGCUGGCGAGGGAGCUCGGGGCGACGCACACCAUCAACACGGCCGCGAUCCAGGGGAGCGUCGUCGACGAGGUCAUGAAGCUGACGGGCGGCAAGGGCGUCGACUUCGCCGUCGACACGACCGGCGUGUCGGCCGUCGUCGAGAAGAUGCUGGACUGCCUGGCAUAUGCGGGGACGGCGGCGUCGGUGGGCGCUCCGCCCAGGGCGGACAAGAUCACCGUCAACGUGGGGUCCUUCUUUGCCGAGAAGAAGAAUUGGCUGGCCAUCGCCGAGGGCGACUCUCACCCGCCAGAGUUCAUUCCCCGGCCGAUCGACCUGCACAAGCAAGGGAAGUUUCCCAUAGAGAAAAUCUGCAAAGUGUACCCUGUGGCGGACCUCAAGACAGCGAUUGCGGACAUGAAGACUGGAGCAGUUAUCAAACCAAUCAUCCAGUUCUAGGGGUGAGAUAAGUGGCUGGACGGUGUGGAGAGACAGUCAAAGCUUGCAUGAUCGUGGGUGGUAAUGCCAUCUCUGUUGA